GUAUCACGUGAUUGAUGACAGAUGUGUACGUGUGGGUUCUUUGCUUGUGGAAAGCGAUGAUACAGCAACGUAAGGCGAGCAAGGACAAAGACAAGUGAAGAAGGUUAGAUGUUCCGACUACAGGUGUAGUGAACGUGGAGGUAACGGCCACAAUUUCUAAUUGGAAUCACGAUCAAAACCACCUCCCGAUGUGGACUGGAUUUAUCGCGAUCGAAUCACGAUCCAGUUGCAAAUUUGGCUAAGAGAGCCAAAAGAUGUUUGAUGACCAAUGAUGUUGUUAUGAAAGCAGUAGAAACACAGCCAGACACAGAGUCAGCUACUGCGAAGAGGACAACAGAAUCAACUGGCACAGACAAAUUUGGUAUUGGAUUGCUAGCAAGACAAGAUGUAUCAAACAGCACAGAUUCAACUGAUACCACUAACAGUACACCAAUAACUACAUUCCUAAGCUGCGUUGAACACCAGUCGUCACAAGUGCUGGAAAGAUCACGCAUAAGAAAAAUAGAAAAGGUCAGAGGGCAAGGAGAAAACUGUAGCAAGAGAAGUUUGACAGUAAAGCAAAGCACAUUGAUCAAGGCAUCACAUCACAAUAUGCACGAUGUACACAGGAAACAAAUUUGAACAACAUGAAGCUGUCGCCACAACAGCAACUCUCACUUUACCAAUACAAAGUAAGAAGACAAGAACAACGGCAUCAGUGAGAACGACUGAUCACCCAUCAUGGGAAGCAAGUAAAAGAAGACGGGCACAAGAACAAGCUAUCAGUUCAUUUAGUGAAACCAAGAUAAUUUCAGACUCAGACUAGUUAGACUAACAUAUAAUUCAGUCUUCUAUCAAACAAUUUUCUUAAUUUCUAACAUCCUAUCUGCGUUGCUAAUAAAGUAGUGCUCUCUGUUAGCUAAUCAACAGAAAUUUUUCUGUUCUUUCUGCUACCACUCAU
Corticium candelabrum is the source of this 940-nucleotide messenger RNA. RefSeq lists its product as uncharacterized. The transcript is spliced from 5 exons. The record is from RefSeq and is a predicted model, not a curated record. Bases 262 to 621 code for a protein of 119 amino acids. Lineage: Eukaryota; Metazoa; Porifera; Homoscleromorpha; Homosclerophorida; Plakinidae.